Nicrophorus vespilloides is the source of this 676-nucleotide messenger RNA. RefSeq lists its product as uncharacterized. NCBI's taxonomy places the organism in Eukaryota, Metazoa, Arthropoda, Insecta, Coleoptera, Silphidae. The coding region runs from base 62 to 442 and encodes 126 amino acids. Gene Ontology annotation, cellular component: Golgi apparatus; ciliary membrane. The transcript has 2 exons. The record is from RefSeq and is a predicted model, not a curated record. Gene Ontology annotation, biological process: negative regulation of smoothened signaling pathway.
UUAAAAAAAACAAUCAUUGUAUAUUGUACAUUGUGUUGCAGGUGAAACGCGUUUGGGACUGAUGUGGACAUGCAUGACCCUGUACAAUAGACCACAAGUGUGCUUCACCCCUGUACUCCAACCCGAAUGGAUGCUUGCAUUGGUCUGCAUAUUCAUUGGGUGCAUCUGCAGCACCACCACGAUCAUACUCUUAGCCACCUCGCAUUGGGACAGAAACGUCGUACCAUACGCCAGAUGGGUGGGUUUCACAGCAAUGGUCCUCUUCUGCUUGGCCGCAGUGAUAUUCCCGAUGGGAUUCCACGUGGAUGAAAUCGGUGGACAACCCUACCAACUGCCCAACAGUCACCAGGUGGGCAUAUCCUACAUCCUGUUCGUGCUCGCUCUCUGGAUCACCGUCAUCUCUGAGCUCUUCGCUGGAAAAGUAUGUCUUCCGCAUUUCUAGAUGCGCGCUGCUCUCAUGACUAGUGCAAUCUCAUGUCUUAACACUCUAAACACAAUUAUUUUACUUUUGUCUUUCUCUUCUUUAUAUUUCUUCUUAUUGUAAGGGGUAACGGAUCAGUUUCUUUCUAUAUGUUAUAUUUUAUAAGUCUGUGAUAAACGAGAUACAUAGUAUAUUAUUGAAUGUCUUAUCUAGUUAAUUAAGUUGUCUAAAAAUAAAGUUGAAUGUUCGUUUUUA